CGCAAGUUACAUUGUAUACAGUCGCAGAGAACGUGCCGUAGAAUUUCGACAUUAAAUGAUGAAAAGAGCCACCCUGCCAAGGCAAUAACAAGGGCCAGGUAGCAUCAAAAAUGCUAAACGCCCCUACCCCUAUUCCGUGUCCCAUAUGCUCACAACGCUGACCCUAUCGUGAUAUCUCAUAUCUUCAUUCAUGUUCGCAUCUCUUAAUUCUUGAUAUCCAAAACUUGUGUCAACACACCCUCGCUCGCUCUCCACCAGCGAGCUCUCUCCUCCAGGUCAUCCGCUGCACCACCCAAAGCGGCCUCCUUUCUCCUCCUCGCCUCACGCGCAGCAGUCGCGCUAUUUUGGCGCUUGUUCUCAAGAGGCUGCAGUUCAACACGAAGUCUUUCAGCCUCCUUUCUCUUCCGAGGGACCUUGGCUUGUAAGGACUCCAGCUCUCGCGCGAGUUCCUGCUGUUCGAGCUUGCGUUGGUUGACAAGAUCCUGAGUUUUGGCUAGAGGCAGAUUCAUGCUGGGGGCGGAUCCUUCUGGGGUCUCUAGUUCUGUGCGUAAUUUUUCAAUUCGCAUUUCCAAAUCCUCGAUCUUUGUAGGCAUCUCACGCAGCUUUGCCGAUUCAAGUUGCACAUUCUCGUACUUCUGGCUAAGCUCGAUACCUCUCCUCUCAAGAUCUGCCACCAUAUCCGCCACUUCUGUCUUUAGCUCUUUGAGUUGCUUCUUGGCAACGGCGUUUUCCUUUUCAAGCUCCAGAUUCUCUUCCAUUGUGACAAUCAUUGGUGGGUCGCCGACAAUGGCUCGGAUGAACUUUUCCUUUGUGACUUGUUGCACAUAUGAAAAGCGCAGUUUGGCGAAGAGUUCCUUAUAGUGUGCUAGAUCGGCUGUUAGGCCUGCGGGAGUUGGCGCGUCAAAGGCUGAAUUUGAUGCAUCUGAUGUUCGUUGCCGGGCAUCUUGAGGCCUUGAGCUUGAGAUGGGUUCACUUAGUUUUAUAAUUGAGAUUUCUUGUGAUGACUGAAGUUUGUUCAGGGUUUCAAGAACCUUUUCUGGGUUUGGCUGACUCAUUAUGAGUAGAGGACGGGAAUACCGUGACACAAUAAGACCAAUUAUUAGGUUCGUGAUAGAAAGUUGAUUGUGUUUAGUUGGACGCGGAUAUGUUUACUUCGAAACCUAAUUUGGGUUAGUGGAAUACCGUUUGGGCCACAGGCGGUGUGGAGGGGCAGAAGACUGCUGACAUCAAUGCAUAGCACUUCUAGCCAAACACAAGAGUUGCAACCUCAACUUACAACCUCUUUUUGGCGCAAUUUCGGGGCGAUAUACAUAUCUUGCGACUGGCGCGUCUCCUGAGCUCUCGAACCCGAUCAACGAUGUCAAAGAACGACGAAAUUUUAACCGAUGAUUAUGUUGCGGACCUCUUGGCGCAAGAGGCAAGCGACUGCUCUCUCAAAUAUUCAGCCAUGGGUAUGGAAGCAUAUCGCACGAAUAAGAAACCUGCGAAUAUGAUGAAACCCAACACCCGAUUUCUACGACACAUUAUAAAGGAUACCGACAAUCACAACAAGGCGCUGCUAGCCAAAGAGGCCGCCGAGUCCAAGGCACGGCUCAAGGAUCUCGAGCGCACGGAAGAAAUCAAGCGGCGCAAGACAAACCCGAGUGUCCAUGAUAUUCGACGGCGCCAGAUGGGCGAUAUUCAUGCCAUCCUAGGCGGCAAGAAACGACCAAGAAAUGAAGAUGAGGCUGGGCCUUCUUCAAGGAGAAAUUCGCAACGUACCGACAAGGAUCGAAAGCAGGAACGCGAACAUGACCAGAAAUCAGACGACCUUUUUACAGAUAAACGCAGCGAGCGGCGGCGACAGGGUCGACUGUCGCGCGACGAUCGUCGCGGUAAGACUGACGAUGAAUCGAGACGGUCGGAUAGGUCACGAAGGGAUCACAGACGGCGCGAUAGAUCACGGAGCAGAGACAGAGCUUCCGAAGAAGAAGGGCAUCAUCGUCGCAGUCAUAAACGGAGAGACAGGUCUAGAUCACCUUCAAGCCGACGACGGUCUCGAUCGCCCAGGGAAUCUAGGAGUUGGCAUCGACAUCGAUUGCCUCUGGAAAAGAAUGAGGACCGCAAGCGGAAGAAAGAGGAAGAAGAGGGAUCGGAUGCCAUGGAAGAUCUGAUGGGACCCGCACCGCCCCCGAAAUACCGGGGUCGAGGAACAGUGGGAGGGUCCUCGGGUAUCGAUCGACGGUUUUCAGACACAUACGAUCCCAAGACUGACAUACAAAUGGAUGAAGAUGAGGUUGGCAAUGACUGGGAUGAUGCUGUUGAGGCGUUUAGAGACCGCCAAAAGCUGCGACAAAAUCAGGAGCAACGUCUAAAAGACGCCGGUUUUGCAGACGAGCAAAUACAGCGUGCGAGUGGUGCAGAUGAAAAGUCUGCGGAAAGUGUGCAAUGGUCCAAGGCUGGGGAGAAGAGGGCUUGGGAUGUUGGCAAGGUGAUCGGGUCAGACGGAGUGGCCCAGCCAGAAGUUUAGGUGAGCGUGGGUACGACCAACAGACUGGAUCGAGUUUAUGAGCCGAGACAAUGAUGAUUGGAUAUAGCGUAACAUUCACUGCCUUGUUUUGAGGGAUUGCUUUGGGCGGGUUGAUCAGGGAGACAACGACCUUUUGGAUAAACAUGGACGUACAGCGGAGUUCAAAUAGACGCAUUGGAAAUAGGACACGCGCGUACUAAUGAAAAGGCUAGACGAAUGUCACAACGAAGCCUCCACUAUAGCCCAAACCGGUGCUAUUAAGGCAGAAUCACAAGUCACUGAAGUCAGUACCUAUGUACAGACGCACGGAUAGAAUCACAAUACAAUCAGAAUUACAAAACUGAAUUCGGUGCCUGGAUCCGGGCAAGCCAGAAGUGGCAUGGAUCAAAAACGCCAUGUUUGACCAGAUCGCGGUGGUGGCACAAUUACACGUCCGGUUCUGGCAAUCCCUAACUUUGAGGCUGGAUAGCGGUAACGCCGAUGAAGCGAUGCCCAAGCCCGACAAUCACAAGUCAUUAAUUUAACUUGAAUACAAGCUUAAACUUGAUUUAAAGAUACAAUCGAGGAUGAGGUUAUCCCUUUUGCCCAAGGGAUUGUUGAUCUCAACCUCAAGCAGCCCCUUCAGCCCUUUAGCCCUUUGGAUAGGGAGAAGUGACGAACAAACAAGGCCAAAAAGCUUGGUCGACGCACGUCCAAGGGAAUCAAUCAAUAAUGGAUCUAUUUUAAGGUCAACCAAACGAAACGUGGACCUGCAUCUGCAGACCCGUUACGUUGCCGAGGCAGGGCAGGGUUAGAUUUAGAUCAGGUACGAGAGAGGGAUCUUUGUUCAGGCCGUCUUUAUACGAGCUUGAUUGGUGUAUUCGUAUCUUGUGUUGUGCAAGCACUUUUGAGGGUCGAUCAUUGGAGGUAGCGUAAU
Molecule: messenger RNA, 3425 nt
Organism: Fusarium odoratissimum NRRL 54006
Lineage: Eukaryota; Fungi; Ascomycota; Sordariomycetes; Hypocreales; Nectriaceae
Exons: 2
Coding region: 1358-2509 (383 amino acids)
Source: RefSeq, a predicted model, not a curated record